GGAGAGAGACUCAGUCUGCCCUUCGCCUCAGAGCAGAGGCAGUUCGGGUCCCCGCAGCAUUCAACGUAGUCGAAGAGGCACAAUACAGAGACUGUCACCACCAUUACUUCUCACUUACGGUCAUUUCAAGACGGAAACUUUUGACAAAAAACACCAACAGGUCAACGAAAGCGGCAACUCUUCUAAACUUGAAGUAUUUUGGAAAUCCUAAGAGACGGAGAGAAACUUUUUAUUUUAUUUUUUUUUUCUGGCGUCGUCUAUGAGGAGCUCUGCCAAAAAAAAAUCCAAGGCAAAAAAAUAUCAUAUGAUACAAGGUGGAGACAGUUGAAGGAGAAAAAAGAGAAAAGGUUAUUUUGAACAAUCGCGCCACAAGUCCACAAAGGAAAAGGUAUCGGCUGCGCUCAGUUGCAUGGCUUGUUGGUGCCUGCGAUAUCUCAUUUGCCAAAUAGACGAGACACCUCCAUACCUCCGCUAGUAAUAAUAAAUAGAUGUGAUAACUUCAGUUCUGGACGACCGUCUUCUGCCUAUACUUUAUUCGACAGUGACUUGAGAUUCCUGCGAAGCAAUUGGGCUUCAACUCCCGACCGAGGAGGCGGAGUCUUAACUUAUUAAAAGGAACUUGCUGAGGCUUGGACGCCAGCAAAUAUGAUGAUGAUGUCUCUGAACAGCAAGCAGCCUUUUGCCAUGGCCCACACCAGCUUGCCCGAACCCAAGUAUUCGUUGCAUUCCUCCUCAUCAUCCACUUUGACUUCCAAUGCACCUUCAUCCUGCUCGUCCUCCCGACACAGCAGCACCAUCAUCAGCAGCAGCGGCAGCAGCAGCUCGGAGGCGAUGCGCCGAGCCUGUCUCCCAACCCCACCGAGCAAUAUAUUCGGAGGCUUGGAUGAGAGUUUGUUGGCCCGGGCUGAAGCUCUAGCGGCGGUGGAUAUAGUCUCGCAGACCAAGAGCCACCAUCACCCUCCACAUCACAGUCCCUUCAAGCCGGACGCAACCUACCACACCAUGAACACUCUCCCCUGCACCUCGUCUUCCUCCUCCUCCUCCUCGGUGCCUAUUUCUCAUCCGUCCGCCUUGGCUGGCCACCACCAUCACCACCACCACCACCACCACCACCAGCCUCACCAGGCACUGGAGGGGGACCUGCUGGACCACAUCACCCCGGGACUGGCACUAGGAGCCAUGGCUGGGCCGGAUGGCUCGGUGGUUUCCACGCCUGCGCACCCUGCCCACAUGGCGGGCAUGAACCACAUGCACCAGGCAGCCAUCAACAUGGCUCAUGCCCACGGGCUACCACCGCACAUGGGCAUGAACGACGUGGACGCCGAUCCUAGGGACUUGGAAGCCUUCGCGGAGAGGUUUAAGCAGAGACGGAUCAAACUCGGGGUUACCCAGGCGGAUGUAGGGUCAGCUUUAGCCAGCCUGAAGAUUCCUGGGGUGGGCUCCCUCAGCCAAAGCACCAUUUGCCGAUUCGAGUCCCUCACGCUCUCUCAUAACAACAUGAUUGCUUUGAAGCCCAUCCUGCAAGCGUGGCUAGAAGAAGCCGAGAAAUCACACAGGGAGAAACUUAAUAAACCCGAGUUGUUCAACGGCGCAGAGAAAAAGAGGAAGCGCACGUCGAUAGCCGCACCAGAGAAGAGAUCACUGGAGGCCUAUUUUGCCAUUCAGCCGCGUCCCUCCUCAGAGAAAAUCGCAGCAAUUGCAGAAAAGCUGGACCUCAAAAAGAACGUGGUGCGGGUCUGGUUUUGCAACCAGCGGCAGAAACAGAAACGAAUGAAAUACUCUGCAUGCGUCUAAAAUCGCUUUAAACCACCCACCAACGAAAAGACUUGGAACAGUUUAGAGACGAUUUGUAUCAUAUUUCCUAUCUCACACCUUUUUUUCAAUCAUCGAUGACUUUGUGCUUUGAACUUCGAAAAAUUCCUAAAAUUGAACAAUGACUGAAAAACUCGAAAACCCCCACAGUCACAUCUUUUACUCGCUGAGGGGGAGAUGUGGAGUCGAGUAAAGCAUCGUUUGACAGAGCAAGUAAGACCACUGUUUCCACACAUACUAUGCUUCACCUUUUUAAUGUCAACGCAGUAUGACUUACAGGACUCUAUGCUUUCAUUUUUAUUUAUGAUUUAUUUCAAAUGAGGACUAUAGUUUGCGUUAGAGCCCAAUGAAAAUAGCAUUGGUAUUUACACACAACGAGACUAGUUUAACUCAAAGCACUUGGUUGGUGACUAUUGGUGUUUAUAUUUUUGGCUUAUAGGAUAAGCUACAUUUUCCCUCCGAGUUCAUGACGAUGCAGUCUGACAUUUAUUCAGGGUCCAUGAGGGGAUUAAGAGGACAACACACUACUUGGUCUCGAAAGCUAAUAUUAGAUUACUGCCAAAUAACCCUCUGUAAAUGAAUAAUUUACUUGUCACACACUUCAUUUUGUGUCUAAAUGUGUAAUUAAUUCCACCUAUUUUGUUACCAUGUGUGAUCUAAGUCAGGGAUAUAUUUUCAAGAUACCUGGGGUUUGGAUUAAGGUAGGGUUGUUUAUUAUUAGGCCUCAGUAUGUGGAAAUAACGAAAUAGGAACUCACUUGGAUGUCCACCAGGAUGUCACAGAAUUUCCCAAUUAAAAAAAUAUGAUUUCUUGCCGGCUGCAAUAAGUUUACAAUCCAGCGUGGGCCUGUAUCUUAUGAACUAUUUAUUGAGUGAGGUCAUGUUUACUUCAUUACAUAUUUAUUGGGAUUCCCCCCACCUCGUUUUGCUUGAGAAAAUCAAAUUCUGACAGCAAGUUAAGCGUGUUGUUCUGGUUUAAAGGGAAACGACUGUGAAAUAUACAGUCACAAAUUUUAACUUACGAUUUCUAACGUUUGAGAUGGUACAAUCGAGAUAUAUAUGAGAUAGUAUUCUCUUUUUAAAUUAUUUUAUGUAUGUUUUCUGGUAUUUAUUUGUAUAAAUAUACGCGCAUCAUUAUGAAGUCGUUGCUUGUUAAAAUCACCUUGUUUAAGUAAUGUUUUUUCUUGAAGAGAAAAGAAACAGCUUCAUGGAAGUAUACGUGUACAAUGUAAAUAUUUCAUUGGAACCAGUCGAUGCACAUAAAUAUAUCCGUACAGGUUUUUGCUGUAUUGCUGUUUUAGCUGAGGUAACUUAUUUCUGUAAUGUAUGUUGCUUUAGGUUCCUGGUUAAAUAAUUCUAUUAAUUUAUUACAUCCAUGUAAUUUUAAUUUAUUUAAUUAUUGAACUGCAAUAUGUGUUUCAUUAAAGAACAAACUUUAACAUUUAA
This is a messenger RNA of Seriola aureovittata, 3257 nucleotides long. It is a transcript of the gene pou4f2, whose product is annotated as POU class 4 homeobox 2. Gene Ontology annotation, biological process: regulation of transcription by RNA polymerase II. Lineage: Eukaryota; Metazoa; Chordata; Actinopteri; Carangiformes; Carangidae. The record is from RefSeq and is a predicted model, not a curated record. The transcript has 2 exons. Gene Ontology annotation, molecular function: RNA polymerase II cis-regulatory region sequence-specific DNA binding; DNA-binding transcription factor activity, RNA polymerase II-specific. Bases 646 to 1794 code for a protein of 382 amino acids.